GCAGCGGCGGCUGCAGAUGUGGAUGCGGAGACCAGCCGGGGCUCCGAAGGCAACCCAGACUUUCCUAUGGCCUCGCUGUACGUGGGCGACCUGCAUCCUGAAGUGACAGAGGCAAUGCUGUAUGAGAAGUUCAGCCCGGCCGGGCCCAUCCUGUCCAUCCGCAUUUGCAGGGACAAGAUCACCCGCCGCUCGUUGGGCUACGCGUACGUCAACUACCAGCAACCGGUGGAUGCCAAGCGGGCCCUGGAAACCCUGAACUUUGAUGUGAUCAAGGGCAGGCCCGUGCGCAUCAUGUGGUCCCAGCGGGACCCCUCGCUCCGCAAGAGUGGGGUGGGCAACGUCUUCAUCAAGAACCUGGGCAAGACCAUCGACAACAAGGCGCUGUACAACAUCUUCUCGGCGUUUGGCAACAUCCUGUCCUGCAAAGUGGCCUGCGACGAAAAGGGGCCCAAGGGCUACGGGUUUGUGCACUUCCAGAAGCAGGAGUCCGCAGAGCGAGCCAUUGAUGCGAUGAAUGGCAUGUUCCUGAACUACCGCAAAAUUUUCGUUGGGAGAUUCAAGUCGCAUAAAGAACGAGAGGCCGAAAGGGGAGCCUGGGCCAGGCAGUCCACCAGUGCUGACGUCAAAGAUUUCGAGGAAGACACGGAUGAGGAGGCCACCUUGCGAUGAAGACAUGCCAGGGACGAGCCAGCCAGCAGAGCCAAACCUUGGCUCCCACCCGGUUUACAACCACCCUCUUUGCCCCUCUAACCCACCAGCAGUGUAUUGUAUUGUACUGGGAGUGCAGGUCUCUCUUUAUCUCUCUCUCUCUCUCUCUCUCUCUCUCUCUCUC
Molecule: messenger RNA, 832 nt
Organism: Canis lupus familiaris (dog)
Lineage: Eukaryota; Metazoa; Chordata; Mammalia; Carnivora; Canidae
Product: polyadenylate-binding protein 1-like 2
Exons: 1
Coding region: 67-669 (200 amino acids)
Cellular component (GO): cytosol; ribonucleoprotein complex; nucleus
Molecular function (GO): poly(A) binding; mRNA 3'-UTR binding; poly(U) RNA binding
Source: RefSeq, a predicted model, not a curated record